AUGGGCGACGUCGUGACGUCGCUGCUGAGCAGCCUGGGCGUGAACGCGGCGGUGCACGAUCUGGACAGGGACCCCCGGGGCCUGGAGAUGCAGCGGGAGCUGGCCAGGAGGCUCGGCGCCGACGCCGGGCGAGGCACCCCCACCGUGCCAGCGGUGUUCGUGGGCGGCAACCUCGUCGGCGGGACAAACAGGGUCAUGGCGCUGCACCUCUCCGGCGAGCUCGUGCCCAUGCUCAGGAACGCCGGCGCGAUCUGGUUGUAG
This is a messenger RNA of Miscanthus lutarioriparius, 261 nucleotides long. Lineage: Eukaryota; Viridiplantae; Streptophyta; Magnoliopsida; Poales; Poaceae. The record is from the annotation of a GenBank genome assembly.